AUGUCGUCUCCGGCGAAAACUACGCGUGUAUCAACACUGGCAGCUGUUCCGCUAUUGCCAAGCACUUCAGCUAAUGAUCUUCAAGAUGAUUUUGAAGCAUUUCGAUUGCGUACCGUAAUACGUGAUUUUAAAUUAAUGGCUGAAUUAUUUGCAUCAAACGGUGACAUUGUAUUAAUAUGUGGAAGAAACAAUCAAGAAAAGCAAGGCAUGCUAUUAGUAUCAUACAAAAUUCCAUCACAAACAGCAUCAUUAACAGUAUCUAUACAACUGCUUAAAGUAAUUAAAUUAGCAAAAAAGAGUGUCACACAACUUGAAACAAUACCAAUAUUAAAAGUCGCCUUAUUGUUAGGCGAUGGAGUGAUUAGUUUGUUAGAUGUUAAUACACUUGCUGAAAUUGCUACUGUAGUAGUUAAUAAUUGCACUUUAUUUUCAACUUGGUAUGAUAUUGAAUCAAGUACAUCUUCACCAAACGCUACUAAAGCAAUUCCAACUGAACUUCGACUAUGUGCAGUACGACGUCGUUUACUUUCUUUCUAUCGUUGGACUCCUCCACAACGAAAACUAGAAGAAAAUAUUGAUCUACGUGGUGGUUUCGAUCUAAUGGAUACUCCACGUGCGCUGGCAUUAUCUCGUGAAAAAAUCUGUAUCGGUUACAGACGAUCCUAUGUUAUUAUGAGUCUUACAACUGGUAUGAUGGUUCAUGAAUUACCAUUUGCCAUGGUAAAUGAACCAGUUAUCAAUUGUCUUCAAGAUCGUACGCAAUGGUGUAUACAAAUGGAUUCAAAUACUGUAUUUUUAAAUGCAAAUUUUGAACCACUGUAUGAAAAUGGUAUUACAUGGAAAGAUAUACCAUCGGCUAUUGUUCAAGCAAGUCCAUAUGUUUUAUCAUUGAUGAGUCAAACAAUUGAUGUUUGUACAUUUAAUGGUUCACAAUCAGUACCUGUUCAACAAAUUCAACAUAAAGGUCCAACAACAAUAGGAAAAUGUCGUUUAUGGAUGGACGCUCAAACUGAAAGAAUUUACGCUGCAACAACAACAGAUGUCUACGUACUUGAGCCUAUAUCUGUUCAUAUACAAUUGAGGAAUUAUACUGGCAAAAAUAGAUAUGAUUUAGCUUUAAUUCUUAUUCGAGCUGUACUUGGCAUGUCUGUAUCAUCAUCCAUGCAUGAUCAAUCUAGAAAACCAGAUGGUCAUGCAAAAGGAAAAAUUGAUUUAUCUGUUCUACCUAUACAAGUCGUAUAUGCAAAUAAUGAACAGUCAUCAUCUAAAUCAACAUCAAUAGCUCGUCAAAAUUCUGCAAUAUUUGAUUCGACUCGUUCUGAUGAAAAACUAAGUGAAACUGAACUUUGGAGUGAAUAUUAUCGUGUUGGCACAAUGUAUGCAUUUCAAUUAUUUCAUAAACAACAAUUUGAACAGGCUUUUGCUGAGUUUAAUGAAUUUUUAACUGAUCCAGCUGAAAUUAUAUCUCUAUUUGCGCCAGUAUCAGAACAUGGCUGGUUAGGACAAUCGUACAAUGACCUGAAAGCAUUUGUUCAUCAGCAUCAACAUUUCUCUGAACCAAAUGAUUUUGUUGGUGUUAAAUUUGAAAAUGCUUUGCAUGAAUUACAACGUUAUUUAACUGAUCUUCGUCGAGUUUUCCAAACAGUUUUUCGACGUUCACCCGACAGUUGUCUUGAAGUUCAAUCACUUGUUCAAAAUCGAUUUAUCUUAAAACCCGUACGUGAUUUAUUAACAAUUGUUGAAACUGCUCUACUUAAAGCCUAUUUAAUGGACAAUAAUAUGACAUUAUCAAAUGCGCUUUUACGUAAUCAAGAUAAUUGCUGUUUAGUAGUGGAAAUUGAAAGAGAACUAAAACGAUAUCAUCGUCGUUCAGAAUUAGUUGCAUUCUAUGAAAAACAAAAUCGGCAUAAAGAAGCGUUAGAAUUAAUUAUGCGUACAGAAUCAUUAUCAUCACGUGAAAAUGUUCUGAAUUAUUUAUCUAAAUUAGAUAACGAUAAUUUAAAAUUAAUCUUUGAAUACAUGGAACCAAUGUUAACAUCAGCGUUGCACGAAAAAAAUAAUCGUGAUAUACUUCAAGAUAUAUUGACAUUGUUUGUUGGCGAAACAUCACCAACAUCACCAUUAGCAACAAUGGAUAUUUAUCCACGAACAAUUAAACUUGAUCCAAUUCAAGUUUAUGAAUUUUUACAAAAGAUUAAUCAAGAUUUUUCUAUAAGAUAUUUGGAAAUGAUCUGUUUAAAACCAGAACUAGGUACAAAACAACGAGAUAUUCAUAACCGUUUGGUCUAUGCUUAUUGUGCUCGUAUUAAACAAUUGUCUGAUCAAUUUAAACCGAUGAUAGUCAAAAGUCUACAAGAAAGUUAUGAAGACAAUGAUUUGCGUGCAACUCAACCAUCAUCUAUUAACGUUGAAAAUUAUUCAUUAAUGUCUCCAAUAAAAAACCAAAAAAAUGAAUAUGAAUCAAAAUUAAAAUUCUUUUUACAUAAUGAAAAUUGCCAAUGUGAUUUCGAUAAAUUAGAAGCCUAUUUUGUUCAAGACCAAAAUGAUCCAUCUAAUGAGAAUUUAUUUAGUUUACAUUAUGCGAUUGUACUUGGUAAGCUGGGCCGACAUGAAUUAGCACUGGAGACAUUUGUUAAAAAUGGAUUUUUCACCGAUGCCGAAAGUUAUUGUGAAACUAUUUAUUCGAACGGACAAAUUCAAUUAGCACAAGAUCUCUAUCGUCGUUUAAUUGAAUUUUUCUUAAAGCAAAGUAAAGAUGGAAAUCUAAAUGAUAAUAGUUUAAAAUCAAUUUUACGUGUUGUUAACAAUGCAUCGGAUCGUCUUGAUCCAGUUCAAACACUUGAAAUUUUGCCAACACAAUUAAAAUUAAAUAAUUUAAAAGAUUUUAUUGAACACUCCUUACAAACAUGUUCGACAAAUAAACGUGGUUCACAAUUAGAACGUAAUCUACUAUUUUUAAAGUUACUUCGUACACAAUCAAAUCGUAUAUCAAGUGAAAAUCAUUCGUUUAUUAUUGAUGUUGAUUCUAAAUGUGCACGAACAGAAUGUACGCAACCAUUUACAGGAACACAGGCUGUUGUAAGAUUUCCAAAUAAUAAAAUUGUUCAUCUUCAUUGUAAAACAAGAUAUGAAAAUGAAUGUUCGAAAGGCAAUAAGAACCGAUAUUAA
Rotaria socialis is the source of this 3168-nucleotide messenger RNA. Lineage: Eukaryota; Metazoa; Rotifera; Eurotatoria; Philodinida; Philodinidae. The record is from the annotation of a GenBank genome assembly.